Messenger RNA from Ostrea edulis (European flat oyster), 2152 nucleotides. RefSeq names its product serine protease HTRA2, mitochondrial-like. Bases 185 to 1438 code for a protein of 417 amino acids. Gene Ontology annotation, biological process: positive regulation of apoptotic process; programmed cell death; proteolysis. The transcript is spliced from 7 exons. NCBI's taxonomy places the organism in Eukaryota, Metazoa, Mollusca, Bivalvia, Ostreida, Ostreidae. Gene Ontology annotation, molecular function: protein binding; serine-type endopeptidase activity. The record is from RefSeq and is a predicted model, not a curated record.
AAAAAUUGUAAUAAGAACGAAAAUCUAACUUUCAGAAUAUAGGCUGAAAAAAAUCCACUGAGCUCUACACCGUACAAAUACAGACACCUACCCCUUGUCGGCUUUUAGCCCACGCAUCCGGAAUACUCGCUGACAGAUCGUAACGUUACGGUUACACGAGACAGAGCCUGAUGCAACCCCAAGGAUGGUGAUGAUGACCAAUUUAUACAGAAACACGUUUAUUUUAAGGAGAUGCAUUCUUCGUAGAAAAUUUCCAAAUAAUUUUGAAAGAGUCUACCGGACAUUCAAUAAAAGCUUUCAUAAUGAAACAGACUGGACGAAAAGGACGAAGCCCGGAUUGUUUAAUCUGUCCUGCAAAUUCUCAGUGUCUCUAUUAUCAGUAUGCGUCUUUUAUAAUUUGUAUAGAAAAACAAAAAAUGAAGAUGUGGUUGAUUAUGGACAUGGUUUGAAAAUAGCACUUGAAAAUGCUUUUGUCGUGAAAGCUGCGAGUCCUAGUGUAGGAAAACGAUCGCAGUUUAAUUUCAUUGCAGACAUUGUAGAGCAAACCCAACCCGCUGUUGUCUUCAUAGAAGUCGUCAGGGGAAGAGGAUUUGGACAAACAAGUUCCAGCGGUUCUGGAUUCAUUGUAAGGCCAGAUGGUUUAAUUCUGACGAAUGCUCAUGUUGUAGCAGGUGCUUCCCGAGUGCAGGUGUACCUAAGCAAUGGUCAGAAAGUUCAGGGGACAGUGCAGGCUGUAGACCAGGUGUGUGACCUUGCAACUGUCAAGGUCAAUGAGAGAAACUUACAGACACUUACUCUGGGUAAAAGCAGUGAAGUGAGACCGGGGGAGUGGGUUGUGGCCCUAGGAAGUCCAUUCAACCUCCAAAAGACCGUAACGGCGGGCAUCGUCAGCAACGCAGGACGGGAGACCAUGGGGAACCUGACCAAGAGCCCGCCCAUGAUACAGCAUGACGCGGUCAUCAAUGUUGGCAAUUCUGGUGGUCCCCUGAUAAAUUUGGAUGGAGAAGCCAUCGGAAUCAACACCAUGACAUUGACCUCGGGGAUCUCCUUCGCCCUCCCAGCAGAUCUAGCUGCCGACUUCCUGAACAGAGCUAAAAGAGUGGAAGGAAAGUUUUCACCACCAUCUUCUAAAAAGCGAUACAUGGGACUCAGUGUGAUGACCUUGACUCCUGACCUUCAGAUGGACCUCAGAAGGAGAGUGUCAAAUUUUCCCUCCAAAGUCGAGCAGGGCAUCCUAAUUGUUGCUGUAGUAUCCCACUCCCCAGCCCAUUAUGCUGGUCUGUCUCCUGGGGAUGUGAUCACUCACAUUAAUGGGCAGUCUGUGACCUCAACCUCCCAGUAUUUCAAGGCCAUCGAAAGGGAAGAGAAACUGACUUUAAAAAUUGCACGUGAAAAUGGCACAUUUACUGUCACUGUUACCCCAGAGGAAGUGGAUUAACUGGCAACAGGUUGUACACUGGCAUUGGACUGAUCAUAAACUAGCUAUAUUGAACUGAUCAUGAACUAGCUGGCAACAGGUUGUACACUGGCAUUGAUUUAAAAAUGAACUAAUGGGCAACAAGUUGUAUACUGGCAUUGAACCGAUUGUGGACUUACUGGCAACAUUAUACUCUAGCAUUGAAUGUUGAUAAUGAACUGACAGGCAACAGGUUGUACAUUGGCAUUAACUGAUUGUCAACCAAGUGGCGACGCAUCUAUGCUAGCAAUGAACCAAUUGGUAAUUGGUUGUAAAUUCAAUGGUGAAUUUAGGAAGGGGCAUAGAGUUGCCAUUUUAAAUUAAAUGCACAUUUUAAAGUAAUUUUACAAUAUUUAAUUAUUAACUUGUUUCUAAAAUACCACAUGCAGUCAGAAUUCACAAUUGUUUCAUUUUAACAAAAAUUUUCCAAUGGGACAAGGCUCUAAGAUUUCCUUUCAUAAUUCAUGCUGUUGGCAUUCAUUUUGUCCUUGGUUGCCUCCUGGAAAUCCUGGAUCCACCACUGUGGAAUGACUGACAACUGGUGAAAUGGAAUGGAACUUCCUUCUAAACUGUAUGGUAAUUGCUCAAGGCAUAUACAUAUAAAUUAACUGGCCUUAAACUGUGUGUGAAAUUGUUCUUUGCCAAUAUCUAUAGAUACAUGUACUAAUUACUUUGUCUAUAAAAAGGACUAUUGUA